CAGCCGGGCAGCCGGGGCCCAUUUCUUCCGGCUGGCGAGAUGCCGCCGCCGCCGCCGCCGCCGGGGCCCGUCCUUUGCGGGAGCUGCGGGGCUCAGCGCGCCGCGCUCCGUCGCCCCAAAACCGGCCAGGCGCUGUGCCGGAGCUGCUUCGCGGCCGCCUUCGAAGCGGAGGUGCACGACACCAUCGUGUCGGCGCGGCUUUUCCAGCCGGGCGAGACGGUGGCCAUCGGGGCGUCGGGCGGGAAGGAUUCCACGGUGCUAGCGCACGUGCUGCGCCUGCUAAACCAGCGCCAUGGCUACGGCCUGCGCCUCCUGCUGCUCUCCGUGGACGAGGGCAUCGCGGGCUACCGGGACGACUCGCUGGCCGCCGUCCAGCGCAACCGGGGCCGCCUGGGCCUGCCCUUGCACGUGGUCUCCUACCGGGAGCUUUACGGCUGGAGCAUGGACCGCAUCGUCCAGCACACCGGCGCCAGGAACAACUGCACCUUCUGCGGCGUCUUCCGGAGGCAGGCGCUGGACCGGGGCGCCGUUCUCUUAGGGGCGGACAAGAUCGCCACAGGUCAUAACGCUGAUGACGUGGCCGAGACAAUCUUGAUGAAUUUCCUGCGGGGUGACGUUGGCCGGCUUCAACGCUGCGCCGAAAUCUUGACGGGUGGCGAAGGAACCCUGCCUCGCUGUAAGCCGCUGAAGCACGCUUAUGAAAAAGAGAUUGUGCUCUAUGCCUACUUCCAAGGCUUGGACUACUUCAGCACCGAGUGCGUGUACGCCCCCAACGCCUACCGGGGCCACGUCCGCGCCCUGCUGAAAGACCUAGAAGCUAUCCGGCCCAGCUCAGUGGCUGACCUGGUGCACUCGGGGGAGCGUCUGGCUAUCCGCAAGGACGUUCGCUUGCCCAUUCAGGGCACUUGCCGGCGGUGCGGUUACUUCUCUAGCCAGCCCCUUUGCAAAGCUUGUGUGCUGCUGGAGGGACUCAACCGUGGACUCCCUAAGCUGGCCAUUGGCAAAACCAACCGCCUGCAGAAGGCUUUGUUGGAGGGGGAAAAGCCAGAGGCUGGAUUAGAAGCAGAGGAGAACUCAAGGAAAGCAAGCUGGAUUGGGAGGACAAUAGACUUCUGAAUUCCCUCUUUUUAUAUCCUCAUUUUCCUGGUCAGGUGGGAUGGGAUUUCUUUAAAAAAAAAAAAAGAUCCUUAAGAAUGAAUUGCAUAGAUCAGGGAGUUGGGAAGCAGUGUGCUCCCAUCCCAGUUGCUGGACCACAAGUUCCAGCAGGAUGGGCAAGGGUGAUGAUUCGUGGGCAGCCAUCUUGCAAACGUCAUUGGAUUCCCAGCUGCAUUUGGUGGUUUCUGUCCGUGUGUUUGUACUAAAAGGGCAGGAACCGCCUUCUGUGCUGUCCUUCCCUUGCCUUCUUAGGUGUGUUGGGCUUCAGGCUCCUUCCUCCUUGGUUCAGCCUUUGCUGCUCUUGGCUGGGAAUUGUGGAGAAGCCCACACAUCUGGAGGGAGGAGGUUGUGAGGAAGGUUGCUUUCUGUGCAUUGCUGCUGUUCCCAAAGUGGCGAUUGCAGCCAUGAAGUUAAGGGUGGCCUCUAGUCACAGAAGACUGAGGUUAUCCUUCAUGGAAAGGAGUUCAAGGCUGGAGUAGUGGAUGACCAGUUUCCUUGUCUUCUUGUUGUUCCCCAUCUUCACACAUCACCUCUCCAGGCAGUUCAAUUUUCUGAGUGAUCUAGAACAGGUCUCCAACCUUGGUAACUUAAAAGACUUAUGGACUUGAACUCCCAGAAUUCCUCAGCCAACUUUGCUGGCUGAGGAAUUCUGGGAGUUGAAGUCCAUAAAUCUUUAAGUUGCCAGGGUUGGAGACCCCUGAUCUAGAAAGUCAACAGUAACCAGGCUCAUCAGCUGUGCUAAACAAACUAAAACCUUGGUUGGCUCAGCUAUGAUUUAUUGAGAAAAUCUCUUGAGGGAGGUGGGCGGCUUAAGAAAUAUGAAAUAUAAAUAAAAUAAAUAAAGCGUGUGACAAAUAACAGAGCUUUAUUUUGAUCAUUGAUCAAUACAAAAAUACAAUCAAUAAAAUGAACAACACAAAACUCCCCAGACAACAAAAAUUCAUUGGGUCCUCUGAACUCUCCGAAUUUGGAGAUUCUUUCCCACCCCCCCAAGCAGAAAACUGACUAACUUGAAGGUGAAAGUUGAAAGGUAAUUCAGAAUUCUUUUAUGUAUAUUUUUUCCCCCUGCAGAAUAAUUUCCACCAGAGGUAGAUGAUUCAUGCAGGAGUCCCCAUGCCUCCCUUCUGAGUUCAGUUUCAGAUCAGCCUAUUGUUCAAAAGAAGUCAAGCAUCGUCAAGACAUGUUUGGCUGAUGCUGAAACUAAGGAUUUUGUUACACGUACGUUACUAUUGCUCUUUGACAAAUAAGAGUUGUCUUGUCCUUACUGAGAUUCAAACUACUGUCUGGUCUCUAAAAUAGCAGAAUUUUUCAGUUUCCUUAAAAACUGCUUUGAACAAAAAUUGUUCUGAAUUUGUUGCCUCUCCCUUUUGAGGCACCGCGCUACUGGCUAUCUCGCACAGCUAGAAACACCUAGCCAUCACUUGCUCAAUGUCACAUUUCUCCCAUUUGCAAUUUGGGAUGGCAGUUAUCAAAUAGUCAUGUCUGACAGGCUGCGCCUCUGAUUCUGAAGACCAUAGAAAAUCUAUUUCUUUGUUGCUCCUUUUACAGAAAUUCGAACCAGGUUUGUCCUCCUUCUGACCAUCAGAUACAGUGAUUUCCCACCCUCAACCUAUGCCCAGGUUCUCCUUAGAGGUGAACUACCAUUUGUUAUUACAUCCAGUUGCACUAUCAUUUCUACUUGAACCUGUGAGGAACUAAUUCAGCCCCUCAUAAAGGAAUUCCUAGAAAGAGACAACCAUAGGAACAUCUAGCUACCAUAACUAUGGUUUGAGGACAUUUGGGGAUCCCCCAAGCCCAUUUGAGAGGUUUGCAAAAUCAAAAUUAUUUGCCAGAUAUUGAAGGUAUUUGGAAACAUUUAAAACAAUGUCACUUAUUAUUUUUCAUUUGUUAAAAAUACCAUUUUCCCAUGAACAAUAUUUCAUUUACAUUAAUAUCUAGUAAAAGGGUAUCCAACCUUGGCAACUUUAAGAUUUGUGGACUUCAAUCUCAGAAUUCCCCAGCCAA
This is a messenger RNA of Notechis scutatus (mainland tiger snake), 3159 nucleotides long. RefSeq names its product cytosolic thiouridylase subunit 1 (gene CTU1). Gene Ontology annotation, molecular function: tRNA binding. The record is from RefSeq and is a predicted model, not a curated record. Lineage: Eukaryota; Metazoa; Chordata; Lepidosauria; Squamata; Elapidae. Gene Ontology annotation, cellular component: mitochondrion; cytosolic tRNA wobble base thiouridylase complex. Gene Ontology annotation, biological process: tRNA wobble position uridine thiolation.